Messenger RNA from Lathyrus sativus (Indian pea), 2622 nucleotides. Lineage: Eukaryota; Viridiplantae; Streptophyta; Magnoliopsida; Fabales; Fabaceae. The record is from the annotation of a GenBank genome assembly.
AUGAACGUCGAUCACGAUCAACCACCUCACACCACCGCCUCCGCCGCCGCCAAAGCACAUCAAGCCUUACACACCCUAACAGCUGGCCCACUCUCCUCAUCAGUCGCGAAACUCGCCGCUUCCUCACAGUGUCUUCCAUCUGAGAGAGACUUCCUCUUCUACGGCAACUUCAACGAAUUCAAGGUCCCUAUGGAUGAAAUCGCGCGUGAAUCACAGUCGAUGUUGGAAGCAAUCGGCGCCGCAGCUAAUGCGGCGUUUCCGUCUGACAUAGACGAUGGAUAUGACUGGCUUGUGAACGUGAACGACGAUGUUUUGGAGCGGUAUGAUGUGUCGGCGGACGAGUUUCGAAAGAUUCGGGAGGAGGAGGAAAAGACUGGGCGUGUGAAUGAGGCUAUGAUGGUGGAUGACGGAUUUGAGUUGGUUUGUGGAAAGAAGAAGAAAGGUGGGAAAGGGAAGGUUGUGGCGGAGGAUUCCAAGAUUCCGCUGGUGGAUCUUGUUAAGAUGGCGAUGAAGGAUAAGAGGACGAUGGGACCUAAGGCGAAGGUGCCAUUUCAUAUACCGACGAUUCCGAGGCCACAAGAUGAGUUUAGUAUAAUUGUUAAUAAUGCUAACGUGCCCUUUGAGCAUGUUUGGUUGCAGAGGAGUGAGAAUGGACAGAAGUUCAUUCAUCCAUUGGAAAAGCUCUCUGUUUUGGAAUUUGUUGAUAAAGAUCUUGGGAAUAUGGUGCCACAAAAACCUGCCUCAUUAGAAAGCACCCCUUUCAAGCUUGUAGAGGAAGUCAAAGAUUUGAAGGAGAUGGCUACUAAGCUACGUUCUGUUAAUGAGUUUGCGGUUGAUUUGGAACAUAAUCAAUAUCGGUCUUUCCAAGGUUUGACUUGCCUCAUGCAAAUCUCAACAAGGGCUGAAGAUUUCGUUGUCGAUACCUUGAAACUUCGCGUUCAUAUUGGGCCCCAUCUAAGGGAAAUUUUCAAGGACUCUUCCAAGAGGAAGGUUAUGCAUGGCGCGGAUAAAGAUAUUUUGUGGCUUCAAAGGGACUUUGGCAUUUAUGUUUGUAAUUUGUUUGACACUGGCCAGGCUUCAAAGGUGUUAAAAUUGGAGAGAAAUAGUUUGGAGUAUCUUCUGCACCAUUUCUGUGAGGUUUCAGCAAACAAAGAGUAUCAAAAUGCUGAGUGGAGAUUGCGCCCUAUUCCUGAUGAGAUGCUAAGAUAUGCCAGAGAAGAUACACACUAUCUGCUGUAUAUAUAUGAUUCAAUGAGGAUUAACUUAGCUUCCUUGCCAAAGGCACCUGAAAGUUCUGAUUCUCCUCUGGUGGAGGUUUAUAAGCGCAGUUAUGAUGUCUGCAUGCAGUUAUAUGAAAAAGAACUUCUGACAGAAAAUUCCUACCUUCAUAUAUAUGGGUUGCAAGGUGCUGGUUUCAAUGCUCAACAGCUUGCCAUUGUUUCAGGGCUGUGUGAAUGGCGGGACAUUGUUGCUCGUGCAGAGGAUGAGAGUACAGGAUACAUAUUGCCAAAUAAAUCUGUUCUUGAAAUCGCUAAGCAGAUGCCUGUCACUACAAGCAAGCUACGGCGGUUGCUGAAGUCAAAGCACCCAUAUGUUGAACACAAUCUUGAUACUGUUGUUAGCAUCAUUAGGCACUCAAUUCAGAAUGCUGAUGCUUUUGAAGCAACUGCUCAACAAUUGAAAGAAGGACAAGCCACCACUGCAUCGGACACAGUAGCUGUUACAGAUCAAACUGAAGAUCCUGUGAAGGAAUCUUUUCAGCAUCAAGAUACCGAGGUACAAAUAAAAUUGAAGCCCAAUAAUCUCACAUCUGAGCUCCCAAGGGAAAGCCUCACUAUUUCAGAGCAGACUAGGGAUGCAAAUGUUGAUGCAAUCUCUACAUUGAAGGAAAUUGGAGCAACUGUUCAGGUGCUUAAAAAGCCUGGCGGUGCUUUCGGGGCACUUCUGGGGAGCUCCACUUCAAAGAGGAAGCUUGGUCUUGAUAAAAAGGGCAAAGAAGAUAUCAAGCUAGAGCAAAUUAGAUCAUCAGUCACUCUUCCUUUCCAUUCAUUUUUGGGUAGCAGUCAGACCUCAAAACCUGUAGUAGAAACUCAUAGUGUUGCACCAGAGCAACAAAAACCUGUUUCUGAUCCAGUUUCCACCUCCGUGCCAGAAGAGAUCAUAAUGCUGGACACUGGUACAGGUGCAGAGGAGGAUAUAGAGCAGGAUAAUAAUUUAGAAAACUCCAAUGAACACACGGAGAAAAAUUCUAGUGCCUCAUCUUCGGAUGAGGACGAGCCAAGGUCUCUCUCGGAACUGUCAUCAAACUUUCAAAAGUGCUUUCAGGCAAACAAUCAACAUAACAAAACCAGAAAGCCAAAGAAAACUGAACAAGCUAGUGGCUUAUUGCAGCUGACACCAUUUGACUACGAAGCAGCAAUGAACCAUGUUAAGUUUGGAGAAAGAAAGAAAGACCCAUCCACCCAGGACUGUGACAAUCGUGUGGAAAAAGAGGGCUCUGGUGGCAAGAAGAAGCGUUCGACAAUAGGAGAGGCACAACCGAGUGAGCCUAAACAAUUUCAACAAGGUAGACGGCGUCAAGCAUUUCCUGCUUCUGGGAAUCGCAGUGCAACGUUCCGAUGA